GCCGAAGAUCCCCGACAUUGAAACAAUACUUUUGGCCAACCAUUCAGUACAUUGGGUUAGGGGUAUUGACCCCAACUUCGCUGCGGCUGUUUAAGAGGGCAAACAACCUCCCUGCAGUAAUGUUUCGGAAACUUCAAGUACAUAAGGGCCGGGAAUAUCCCACCCCAUUUUUGCCUACGAACGGUAUCAGACAGUCUACAACACGUUUCCCCGCAUCCGGCAGCCAAUCUUUUGACGCGAAACCAUGCCGGCAGCUUCGGCCAUCUAUCCUAGCCUGAACGGCAAGACUGUGCUCAUCACCGGCGGUGCGGAGGGUAUCGGAGCCGCCGCGGUCGAGCGCUUCGCUCUUCAAGGCUGCCAAGUCAUCUUCCUCGACAUCGCCAGGGCCUUGGCGCAGAGAACCAUCCAACAUGUCAUGUCACUUGCCAGCGAGACCGGUGCCAACCCCAACACCAUCAAAGCACCCGUGUUCUACUUUUGCGACCUUUCCAACUUGAGCGAGGUUCAAGCCACAACCAGCGAGAUCCUCGAAAAGUACGGAACAGUCCAUGUCCUGGUCAACAACGCGGCACUCACGGGCCACAAGGCAAGACUCAGCACUGGAGAGGUCACCUCCGAGGCGUGGGACAUGAACAUAAACACCAGCCUGAGGCACGUCUUCUUCCUGACGCAGGCCGUCCUUCCCGGGAUGAAGCAGGCCGGCGGAGGCAGCAUCGUGAACCUGGGCUCUAUCACGUGGCGCAUUCCUGACCCAGCCACGCCAGUCUACGGCGCCUGCAAGGCCGCGGUCAUGGGCCUCACCCGCGCCCAGAGCAAAGAGGUCGGCCCGUUCAACAUCCGCAUCAACAGCGUCAUGCCGGGCGCCAUCGCCACCCAGAGGCAGAGGGAGGAGGUCUUGACACCAGAGUAUCGCGCCGAGGUGAUGCGGUCGCAGAGUCUGCAACGUGAUUUGGUGCCGGAAGACGUGGCAAAGGUGAUUGUUUUUCUGGCUAGUGACGAAGCAAGCGGUAUAACAGGUAGUAGUUAUGUUGUUGAUGGAGGUUGGUGUAGCGACCCUUGAGAUUCCUCAAGGUAUACUCUCGACUCGCGGUCCCGUGACGCAGAUAUACAUACACAACCAUCUUACUAGAGGCGUCUUCCUGACAAAGGGUGAAAUGACAACUGCAAUACAAUGCCAGGUAAGGG
Colletotrichum navitas is the source of this 1185-nucleotide messenger RNA. RefSeq names its product short chain dehydrogenase. The transcript has a single exon. The coding region runs from base 245 to 1060 and encodes 271 amino acids. The record is from RefSeq and is a predicted model, not a curated record. NCBI's taxonomy places the organism in Eukaryota, Fungi, Ascomycota, Sordariomycetes, Glomerellales, Glomerellaceae. Gene Ontology annotation, molecular function: oxidoreductase activity.